Molecule: messenger RNA, 4369 nt
Organism: Trichobilharzia szidati
Lineage: Eukaryota; Metazoa; Platyhelminthes; Trematoda; Strigeidida; Schistosomatidae
Source: the annotation of a GenBank genome assembly
AUGUAUUAUGUUUAUUCAGAUUAUCGAUCGAAACGUGAAACAUAUCUAACUCAGCUGGAGAAUUUAAUUAUUCAAUUACCUGUAUCCAAUUAUACCCUGUUAAAGCAUUUAUGCCAAUUCCUUUAUCGUGUCUCCAUAUAUCAAGCUGAGAAUAAAAUGUCAAUUGAAUCAUUAGGUAUUGUAUUUGGACCGAAUGUAUUUCGAUUUACACCAGAAAAUAUAGGCUAUCGUGAACAGAAUUCAAUUAAUCAUAUCAUGAGUUUUCUAAUUGAACAAUCUAAUCAUUUAUUUCGUAUGAUUGCACCAAGUUGUGAAAAUGUGGUAACACCAUUAAGUGAUUUGUCAAAUGGCGGCGGUGGGGGUGGUGGGGGUUAUUCGUCACAAAUCUCACGUGUUCCACUUGUAGCUGCUGCUACUACUACUUCUACGACUGAUGCCAUUAUCAUUAAUGAUGGUGAUGAUGAGGAUGUUGAUGAUGGUGACAAGAAGUAUAAAGAAAGAUAUGAAAAUGAAACACCCGAUAAUAUGUCCGAAAUGAAUUCUUACAAUGAUGAUGACAUCGAUGAUGAAGGCGGCGACGAGGAUGUUCAAACAGAAAGUCUUACCACGCAUUCAACUACUAUGGCUGGAACAACAAUGUAUCCGUCAAUGAAUCGAGUUACAAGUACUUAUUGUCCUGGUUCACGAGUUGGCGGUGGUGGUAUUAUGACUUCAACAACAGGGACAAAAACAACAGCACUACCAACAACAACAACAAUGACGCCAUCAAUGAAAGGAUUAAAUACAGCAGAUGAUAUUCCGUUGAAGACGAAAGCAUCCAACUGUGAUAUCAUUUCAUCUUAUCUUGAAAUGGCUAUUCGUUCAUGUAUUGAAGAGCAUUUAUUCCAUGAAAGAUUGUCUGAAUGGAAAGUGUUCAACACCACUGAAAAGUUAGAUCCCUCUAAUUAUCCAGUUGGCUUCAAUCAUACAUUAAAGCCGAGUUGUAGUGAUAGUAUUACAUCGCAGAAAAUAAAUUUGACAGAUGAAGGAGAUCCACCGAGUUUUGAAUUUAAACACGCUAAAGUACUAUCAGGAAUUGACUUUUCCAAUGAAUCCAGCGAUCAAAUUCAUCAAAAGUUAACCCAGCAUUUAUAUAUACUGAAAUCACGUGUACGAGAAUUUGAAAAGCGAUUUGAACAUGAUUAUGGACGUAAAGCAACCAAUUCGGAUAAAUAUUCUGAUCCAAGGAUUAAUGAUAUAAUGUGUCAAAUAUCUGAAGUCCAUGCAGCAAUGAAGUAUAUCAAGUCGUCAGAUAAAUCGUCUGAUCAAAUUACCAAUAAAAGUAAUCCAUCUGUGACAUCUAAUAAUCCUAUUGAAUGUACAGCCUACAAUGGAAUUACCAACACAAAGAUGACAUCUUCAGUUUAUUCUUUAAAUCAUUCUCCUAGUAAACAGUCAAUUUAUAAAACACAUGAUGAAGUGAAAGAUUAUAUGAGAGAACUUCGUUCACCAAGUAGUUAUAUCCCUUCUAAACCAUCAAUGGAAUUGAAUGCAGCAGCUGAAAAUGGAAAUCCAGCAGCAGCAGCAGCAGCAGGUCAAAUAGAGUCGAAUACUACUGGUAAACCAACUGUUGAAAGUACUUUUCUACUCCUUUCAAAUCGGUUAGCAGAGAAACGUGCCAGUGCAAAUCGUCCUGAAUCUCUUCAUCUUAUGAAUCCUAAACAAAUUGAAGCUGAAAAAUUAGCCUUACAGAAAGCGUUAUUAUAUUUUGAAAAUCUUCAUGGUCGACCAAAAGAACGUGAAGAUCGUAUUACAAUGCGACCAUUGUAUGAUCGUUAUCGUAGUGUUAAACGUCUUCUAGCCAGUAUACAAUCUAAUCAAAAUGUUAAUUUACCUGAGAAUACAGAAGAGAAUAGUGAUACCGAUGGUUAUUUGUCUAUUCCAUCCAAUGAUGAUAUUGUUCGUCGAAAGUCAAUACAAUCACCGGUUAUUCUGCCUAAUCAUCAUCAACAUUUUGAUAGUAACAAUCAUCCAAUGAAAUCUAUUCAUCAGUCAACAACAACUGUUGGUACAGUCGGUUUAAGCAGACGAAAUCAAGCUAGUGGAGAUAAUGAUUAUUACACGACUACUAAUACUUCCAGUUCACAGAAUAAGCUUCCCAAUGAGAUGUAUCCACGUAUUCAACAGGAGAAUGGAUUUUCUUCAUCUGGAGGAGUGGCAGCAGUGACAACAGCAUAUGGUGGUGGGCCAACUAGACGCUCAAGUACUAAUACAAAUGAAUACUCUUCACCUAUGCAUAAUCAUCAUCAAGAUAAUUUCACCGGUUCCACACCAGCUGUACCCUAUGAUUCCCCACCAUUAUCCUUAUCUUCAUUAUCUAAUCCACGAAUUAAUCAAGUCAGCAGUAAUAUUGAUUUAUUGAGACCGAAUAACAGUAAUGUUUCUGUGGCUAGUGUGAAAAAUCGACGUCGUAUACUUACGAAUUCUGAUAAUGCCAUCAAUUCUAUGCCAAGUAGUACAACAGCAACAACAACCGACAAAUAUGUUGAAUCAUCACAAACUAUGCCAUCAUCAGAUUUAUCCAGUUGGUCAAUUAAUGAUUUAAAGGCAGCAUUACGUAAUCUACGUGAAUCAAAACGUCAAUUGCAGAAAACUUUAAAAGAUUUCGAACAUGAAUUUACUCAAACUACUGGUCAAAAGGUAGAACGUGCUGAUCGAUUACGUAUGCGUCCACAAUACUGUCAGUAUAAAGCGUUAAAAACACGUCUACUUCAGUUGGAAACUGAACUAAAAGGUCGAUGUGCCUAAAAAAAACAAUAGAGUUUUAUGUGUGUGUAUGGAUUUUUUUUCCUUUGAAAAUUUCUGCCUUUAACAGCACAACAAUCCCCGUUAUGUGUGUCCAGUGGGGCUGGCUCAGUUAUUUUGUUUUCAUUUGUCAAUGUGAUAAAUGUGUAUGUGAUGAAGGGAUGAUUAAACUUCUAUGAUCUACUACUCUACAUUGUAACAAUAUAAGGAGAACAGUGGAUAUAUGUCUAUUCUACAUAUUUAUACACUCAUUAAUGUGAACUAAUUUUAACCACCUAACUUCCAAUACAGGAUAAGAUUAGUUAAUAGUAUAUUGUAUUUUUAAUUGCUUUAAUACUUUAUUUAUCCCAAAUAUGAUUACUCAUAAUAUCAUUAUACCUUGUGUAUAUAUAUAUAGUACUUUAACCUAUUGAGCAAAUUAUGUGUAUAUAUAAAUAUCUAUAUUUGAGUAGUUUCAUUUCAACUCCAGAGAUUUUCUAAACACAAUGAGAUAUUUUUCUCCUCUGCCUCCUCUUCUACUUUUUUCUCAAUUGAUUUUCUUUUUAUUUAUUAGAACAAUACAUGCAUACUCAAGAUGUCAUGCCUACUCUGUUCAUUAUUUCUUUUGACCCUCUUUUUUAAAAAAAGAGUAUAUAUUUUUGAUUCCCUAAGCCCGGAAAACUAACUAACAUCCAUCCAACAAUUUUAUUAUCAUUACCACUAUUAUUAUUAUUAUUAUUAGUAGUAGCAGUAAUAAUGCUACUUUUUUAUGUCAGGAGAUCGGUGUUGUAGCUUUUUUUCUCUUUUCCUCAGAGAGAGAGAUAAUCCGUGUGUAUACUUUAUAUUUUGUUGUUGUUUUUUUUUAAUACAAUAUAGGUUUUAUCCCAUCUAUAUUAUCUUUUUUUUAAACCUAUGAUUUGACGAAUAUUCUUUUGAAAUUGACCACUUACUACUUAAAUUCUUUUUUAGUAAUAUAUAAUAUUUAUUGUAUAUUUCAAUUUUAUCCGACCUAUCUUUCAUGUUUAUUUUUGUUUUCGACUUAUUUCGUUGUACAAAUUAAGAAUCUAUUAUUAUUAUUAAUGAUAAUAAUAUUCCCUUCCGAGUUAACUUGCCCCGCUCUCGAUGAGAUGCCCUGUAUUUGUGUAGUAUUCUGAAAUAAUUUUUAUUUCUUAAGAUGUAAAUUAUCACAGUCGAAUGUGUCUUUUUUUCUUCCUUUUCCUUCACUGCUUAACAUCAUUGUCAAACUGUAUUUCCCUGCAGAUAUAUUCUUUAUAUUGUAAUAAAUAGAUAGUCUUAUUUUAUUUCUGUAUUAGAAAGGAAAAAAAAUGGGGGGAAGUCUAUUUGUUAUUUUAAUUUUAUUCGAUGUUUGGUGCGCGUACGUGUGUGAUUUUGUGUGCACGCUUGAGUACACAUGUGAGUUGUGUUACAUACUCUAUGUGAAGAGUACACCAUUACAUCCUUGAAUCGCUUUCUGUAUGUGUCUCUCGGGUUAUACAAACACCUAAAUUGUAAAUUUCUAUGGAUUACGUAUGAUAAAAAUAAUAGAUAUAUAAUACAUCUAAUAAACGUUUUAUUGCAAAUAUUUUUUUCCUCUCCAUAAAUGCAU